UUGACAUUAGUGCUCAAUAGCUAGGUGAUAACCUAUGCCGGAUUUGGGGUUGCAGGUAACUAAGCCCUUGAUAGCAAUCUGUCAAGUGUCAAUAUUCUCAGUUUAGCGACUAAGCUUCAAACAUGGCUGUACGAGGCAGCAUCGUUCUGCUACUUCUUGGCAUUUUUUGCUAUCUUCCUUCCUCUUCAAGAUGCCAAGGAACCAAUACAAACGAGACACAGGCAAUACAAUGGCUGGCAGAGUACAACGAGCUGGCUAUGAAGGCUUAUUUCGAGAGUACUGUCGCAAGUUGGAGCUACCAGACAGACAUUACUGAUCAGAAUGAGCAAGCUAUGAUUGAUGCCAACGUGAAGGUGGCCGCCUUUGCUAAGGAAGCCAGAACCAACGCCUCUCUCUUUGAUAUGACCAACUUCAGUUAUGACACCAAGAGGCAACUGUCCAAACUGAAGACCAUUGGAGAUGCAGCCAUAGAAGACCAAGACAAACUGGAAGAGCUCAACAAUGUGCUAGCCGGGAUGGAGUCCAGAUAUUCCAAGGGUAAGGUGUGUCCAGAGGACGGAGAAUGUCUUUCACUGGAGCCUGGACUGACGCGCAUCAUGUCGAAGUCACGAAACUACGCUGAAUUGAACUGGGCGUGGCAGGGCUGGCGGGAGGCGGUAGGACCGUCUGCAAAGGAAGACUACAAAAGAUACGUGGAACUGAAGAAUAUAGCAUCCGUUGCUAAUGGAUAUGCCAACAAUGGCGACUACUGGAAGUCUUGGUAUGAGGUUGAUGACUUCACCGACCAGCUUGAAAACCUUUACCAGGAGCUGAGCCCGUUAUACGACAACCUUCACGCUUACGUCCGUAGAAAACUGUACGACAUCUACGGAUCUGACUACAUCAGUCUCAAGGGGCCCAUUCCGGCACAUAUUCUUGGUAACAUGUGGUCACAGUCUUGGCUGAAUAUUCUUGAUCUUGUUUUACCAUACAAGGAUGCUUCAAGUAUUGACGUCACUCCGGUGCUGGUGCGUGAGGGAUAUGAUGCCAGGAGAAUGUUCAACGUUUCUGAUGAAUUCUUCGGGUCACUCGGGUUGAAGAAAAUGACUCCCGAAUUCUGGGCGGAGUCAAUGAUUGAGAAGCCGGAUGAUAGGGAGGUGGUCUGCCACGCCUCUGCUUGGGACUUCUCUAACCAAAUUGACUUCAGAAUCAAGCAGUGCACCGAUAUCACCAUGGACGACUUCAUCACCAUCCAUCAUGAGAUGGGACACAUUGAGUACUAUCUCCAGUAUAAGGAUCUCCCAGUGGUGUACCGUGGGGGCGCUAAUCCAGGUUUCCAUGAGGCCGUUGGAGACACGUUAGCCCUGUCUGUGUCUACUCCUAAACACUUGAAGGCGGUGGGUCUGCUGGAUGAAGUACAGGACGACUACGAGGCGGACAUUAAUUUCCUGAUGAGUAUGGCGCUGGAUAAGAUCGCAUUCCUACCUUUUGGUUACCUGAUGGACAAGUGGCGUUGGGCGGUGUUUGAUGGAACCAUUACCCCAGAGAACUUCAAUGCUGAAUGGUGGAAACUAAGAACCCAGUACCAGGGUAUCGUUCCACCCACACCACGCACAGAGGCUAACUUUGACCCGGCAGCGAAAUACCACAUCCCAUCGGACACGCCCUACAUCAGAUAUUUUGUGAGUCACAUUCUUCAGUUCCAGUUCCACAAAGCGAUGUGUGAGGCUGCAGGUCACACGGGUGAUUUACUGAAGUGUGAUGUGUAUAAUAGUCAGGAGGCUGGAAAAUUGCUCGGUGAUAUGCUGAAAAUGGGGGAGAGCAAAGAGUGGCCCGAAGCCCUGGAGAAGAUCACGGGUAACCGUACGAUGACUGCACAACCCCUGCUUGACUACUUCCAGCCGCUCAUCUCCUGGCUGGAAGAACAGAACAGUGGGGAACAGUUAGGGUGGGCUGAGGCCUGGACACCGAACGAACCUCCCGUCUGGCCUAGUAGCGCCAUAUCCGCACAUCAGACGUCAGUCUGGGCAUCGGUGGUGCUCGCGUCACUGGUAAUCUUCUUCAAGCCAUAGAGAGUUCAGUAAAUUUACUGCUCCAUCA
Patiria miniata (bat star) is the source of this 2079-nucleotide messenger RNA. RefSeq names its product angiotensin-converting enzyme-like. The transcript has 13 exons. The record is from RefSeq and is a predicted model, not a curated record. Gene Ontology annotation, biological process: proteolysis. Lineage: Eukaryota; Metazoa; Echinodermata; Asteroidea; Valvatida; Asterinidae. Bases 123 to 2051 code for a protein of 642 amino acids. Gene Ontology annotation, cellular component: plasma membrane. Gene Ontology annotation, molecular function: peptidyl-dipeptidase activity; metallopeptidase activity.